Molecule: messenger RNA, 1755 nt
Organism: Naegleria gruberi
Lineage: Eukaryota; Heterolobosea; Eutetramitea; Acrasida; Naegleriidae
Exons: 1
Coding region: 1-1755 (584 amino acids)
Molecular function (GO): ribonuclease T2 activity; RNA binding
Source: RefSeq, a predicted model, not a curated record
AUGGCAAGUGACGAGACCUGUCAUCAUCAUGUUGCGUUGACGUGUUCGGAAAAGAUUAUUCUCAUCGUGAUUAGUUUAUUUACUCUCCUACUUUCGUCUGUUAUUCUUUUACACGUUUCGUCUAGUAAUUUCGAAACUAUAAACGAAACUCUUGAUCCACUUAUUACCAUCAAAUCUAUUUUAACAGAAACCUUCUUCCGAUUCCAUGAUUUUGUACUAGACAAUACCAAUUUCAUUAAUUUCCCAUUCAAUUUUUCAAUUUUCACAGAAUUGAGAUUUGAAAAUUGGAAAAUUCAUGAAAAUUCCGAAUUGAAUCCAUUUAUCAUAUUUCCAAAAGAAUUAAAAUACAAUUAUGAAAAUGUGAGCAGAAUAGCUGGACAGAAAGGAAAUGGACCUAAAAUAAGAAAUGGUCAUCAUUGUCCUUAUUUGGGAUUUAGAAAGCAUUCUCACUAUCAAUUGAGUCAAACUAUUCUCUCCACUGUUUGCCAUCAAAAUAUAGAGUACAAGCAGUAUUGUAAUGUAGAAGUGGUAAAGCAGGAUUUCAAUAAGAGACUUUCUCCACAAAGUUUGAAAGGAUUUAAUAGAGAUUCAAGAGUGAGAGGUCAUCAAUUUGCACAAUGUUGUGAUAAUUUGGAUUUUCAAUUUAAUUUCAAGAAGAGAAUUGAUGAUGGCACUAAAAUGGAAGAAUUGGAAAGGAUUAUUCCUAAAGCUGUCUUGAAACAGCUUCAUUCUGUAUUGUUGAUGAGUGAUUUGGUUUCUUUUGAUGAUUUGGCGAGGAGAGUGGAUUGGAAUGCUUUGCAUAUUUUUGAUUUCUUUCAUGAUGAUAGGUCUAAAAAGAGAAUAUUGAGAUGGAUUCCUGAAAUUCUUUAUUCUGAAUCAAAAUUCUUGGCUGCUCUCAAAUUUGGUUUGUGGGCUCAUCAAUUUACCAAGUAUGGAACUUGUGUUACAAAUCAAAUUUAUGAAAAUUAUGUUGAUCAGGCAUUUAAUGUUGAUAAAUUUGUAGAUGCAAUGAGUGAAGUGAUUGAUAGAAGAAUUGAGAAUGAAAAAGUAUGGAGAAGUGAUCCAGAGCUUUACUUUGAUUUAAUGUAUCUCUUACAUAGGCGAUUCGAUUACUUUAGAAGGGAUGAUAAGGUAUUCCUGAAACAUUUUCCUCCCUCUCUCACAAAGACCUACAGGGUUUCAGAUAUCAAGGCUAAAAUUUAUGAAUUGUUUGGUGAUCAGGUCAUGCUUUCGUGUGCCAUCUCUCAAAAUUAUACCCAUCCACUAGUGUACCAAUUUCACACAUGUAUGAAAGUGGAGGAUGUCGAGCCAUUGGCUUUCUACCUUAUGGAAAGGAAAGAAAGAUAUAGGAAUGGGGAUCAAUCCGUCAAGAUUCAAUCCCUAAUCAAAGAUACUCAGAUGUUAUCUAUUUUGGAUAAGGUAAAAUCAGAUGGUUGUUUGGUCAAUCCACUAUUUAACAGAACUGAAUUUAAUCAAAAUUAUUUCAAUAAUUAUACUGAUAUGAUUAAUCAUUUCAAGUACCAAGAUGAUCCCAACAUUCAAAAUGUCAAUGAAUGUAGUGAUGAAGAGUUUGUUCUGAUACCAGACACUGCUGAACUAUUGAAAAGAUUCAAAGAAGGUGAGGAUGGGAAAAUAGUAGAAGUGGACGAAAGUGAAUUGGAACUAGCAUUUGAUUUUGGAUUCUUAGCAAAUGAAGUGGAAAAUGUGAAUCAAGAACAAGAACCAAAUAAUUCCGAUACAGAAUCCAAUGUUUAA